Cydia strobilella is the source of this 5750-nucleotide messenger RNA. Its product is annotated as cyclic GMP-AMP synthase-like receptor. The record is from RefSeq and is a predicted model, not a curated record. The transcript has 7 exons. The coding region runs from base 131 to 1693 and encodes 520 amino acids. NCBI's taxonomy places the organism in Eukaryota, Metazoa, Arthropoda, Insecta, Lepidoptera, Tortricidae.
UGCCGCUGUCGAUAUAAAAGCAUUAAAGCAGCCUGUCGUCGAACGUCGAACGAGCAAACAAUUUUCGUGUAUUAUCGCAAGCGCACAGUUUUGUAUUAGAAUCUCGGGAAUACAUUCGUUUUCCGUAAUUAUGAGUCAAAAUCGCAAUCGCACCGACAGCAAUAAUAGUGACGAUGAUGAAUCACUAGGCAACUGGGCUGUAGCAGGUUUGGUGGGGUUAGCUGGCCUAGCCAUAGGUGCCGGAGCUUACUACCUGACGUCAUCUUCAUCCUCGCAAGCGGAGGAACAGAAGAAAAAAGAAGAAAGGGAGAGGGCAGAGGCAAGACAGCGGGAACAGGCCAGGCAAGAAGCGGAGUACCAAGGAGGAUAUUCUGGAUGGAAUUUAUUUACCAAUGUGGCCUGUGCUGCUGCUGCUGUAAUGGGAUCCCAGAUGUCUGCAGCUGCACCCGCCGAGUCUGUGCUGGUUGUCCCGGGUAAUCCGUUGAUCACAAACAUGAAUGGACUGCUGCAUGACAUAUAUAAGCGGUACAUUGCACUGAAGGAUGAAGAGUUUGAGGAGCAUUAUAAUGUGUUUAUGAAAAUAUUUUACCGGCUGCAUGAGCAGAUGAAGGUGGCGGAUAAAUACUAUAAUCGCUAUUCAAGUACUGUACAAUUCGCGGGCAGCCACUAUGACCGCCUGCGCAUCAACAAGCCCGAUGAAUUUGACAUGGACAUCAUCAUCGGUCUGCCUGUCAACCUCAAGGAAGCCCCCAAGCCGGCCAACAGCGACAUAGUGCUUGAAGCCAAGGCCCCCGGAUUCAUACAACUAAAGGCUGGGACACAGUUCCAAAACCUGCCCAAGAGAGAUGGCGCGGACUGGCUCAUCAAUAGGACUGCGCAUGAGUGGUUGGAUGAGAGAAACUAUUUGCUCCGCUCGAAGUUUACAGACUGGUUUAAAAGCGUUGUUAACAAGGCAAUGAACAGUUUUCCCGCAGACCCAUCAUCCGGUCGCCGCGUGGUGAACGUGGAUGGUAUUCCGUACACCUUGCGGCUGUCGUCGAGCGGGCCCGCCAUCACGCUCAUCAUCGUGAACUCGAAGGGGUUCCGGCUGGACGUCGAUCUGGUCCCGGCCCUCAAGUUCCCUAAAGAACGCUGGCCUAUCUGCAGACCGUAUAGAAAGGUGCCUGACAACUGCAACCACCACGAUAUAUUCAUGGUGGUGCCGAAGCCUAUGAAGGGCGGGCUGAACCGCUACGACACGGACCGCUCGUGGCGGAUCGCCAUGCACCUGCAGGAGCGCGACAUCAUGCACGCCACCGAGAACAUGCGCCAGGCCAUACGACUGAUCAAAAAACUCCGCGAUUCCCAAGGUUUGAACAAAAUAGCGAGUUACUACAUCAAAACAAUCUUCUACCACGAGGCCAUGGCCCGGCAAAACGAACCCCAUUUCUGGCGCAACAGCCCAUCAUAUCUCUUCAGUAUUAUGGUAAAAAAGUUCAUCGAACAUCUAGAUUCCGGGGAAAUAGCUUAUUUCUGGAACAAAGAAAAUAAUCUCAUAGGCUAUAUUGAGAGAUCCACUUUGACGGGUUAUGCGAAUAAACUGAAGAAACUAGUACCGAUUUUGGACGACCCGUCCAAGUAUAAGUGGGCUGCGAAGUAUUUGCUGACGGAAAGCCAGUUUAAGGAGUACAACGAUAAAUUCUUGCACAUUUAAGAAGUGACUUUUUUGGCCGGAUGCACGAUAAAACGUAGGUAUUUGUCAGAAUAUGAAUCGCACAAAUUGUAUGUAAGAUGUGUAGUCUAAGAAAAGAUCGUGUCCAUGAAUUGGACACCUGAAGAAGAUGGCGCUGUAUGGCGCAAAACUUUGUGGUAAAGGUUUUCCUAUAGCUCGUUUUUUUUAGCAUUAGAAAGAAGGUAAGCGAUCUUGACGUUUCUUCUAUAUUAAAAAUCACUUUAAAAAAAAGACAGCAAAUAUGUUACAAUUAUAAAGCAUAUACGUACGAUCUUUUUCAUUCUUUUUCAUAAGUAGAAUAAACUACAUUUUUUAAAAGCGUUUUUCAAUAUAAAAAAAGACGUCAAGAUUGUUCACCUUUUUUCUAAUGCUAAAAAAAAGAACUGUCAACUGUUUGUGACAACUGUGUGUGUGAAGAACUGUUUGUGUGAGCGAUGCCGUCAUAUAGCGGCCGUCUCCAUACAAAAUAUAUGAAUGGAGUAUUAUUACAGAAUAAGUAACCGUAUUAUUAUCGUAUUGUUAUGUAUGGUAUUAUUUUGUAUGGAGACGGCCGCUGUGACGGCAUCGCUAUCCUAGGAAACCAGAGCUUUACUGAAUUAUCAAACGUCAACUGAAAAUUACCGCAAGGAUAUAGGCGCCAUCUACAUUAUCUGUCAAAUUCGGAGAAAAUAUAUUUUUUUCCACAAAUAACGGCCAAGCAUGUUGCUACUUAAACUUUUUUUUUAUGGAUGGAAAAAAAAAUAGGUUUAAAAUUUAUGAUAAUAAAUUAUUUGCAUUUAUGAAUAAUUUAUGGGUAGGUAGGUAGUUCUUUUUUCCGACGAUGUCUCCAUACUAAAAAUGCGUAACGGAAGUGUUGUGUUUGUCCACUCAGUAAUGUUUAUUUUUAAAUACACUAAUUUGAUUUCAUAAAACGUUUUGAUUAUAAAUAUUGUACUAAUAAGUUUUUAGAAAGUAUAAUUAAAAGUUGUGCAAGUACUUAAUUCCAUAAGGUACGGGAGAUACAACCCUUGUCGAUAAAAAAAAGAAAAUCUACCCUUUAGUUUAUGUGCUUAAGUAAAUAUUUAUGAAGCAGCUAUUUAUACAGGGUGGAUUAAAAAUAAGUGCAUUCCCGUUGCCAGGGAGGUUUUGGGAUUCUAUUUACUCCCCCAUAGAAGCGAAAAAAAAAUUUACUCUCCCAUAGAAAAUGGACCAGCCAAAAUGUAUGAAAUAGCCAAAUUUUUUUCGCGAUUUCGGGGUUGGUCCUAUCCCAAAACCUCCCUGGCAACGGGAAAGCACUUAUUUCUUAGCCACCGUGUAUAAGUAUUAUUAUAUUGUGUGUCAUAAAAUAAUACCGAAAGAUUAUUUAGAUAAGAUUAUAACUUUUCAUUUAAAGAUAUAUAAAUAUUAAUAACUAUUUACUUAAAAUAAUUGAUUAAUUUAGGUACUACAUACGGUACGGUACGGUAGUAUGACAUUGACAUUACAUUAAUAAAUAAAUUCACAAAGGUGUGUCCGACUCCUCGUCACUUCAUACUAAUUUUAUAAAUUAGUACGAAAUGACAAGGAGUAGGACCGAUCUUUUUAAUACAUGUAUCUGUCGGCGGCCGAUCGUAGAUUAAGAUCAGGCAGGUCGUAAUGUUCCUGUGUCAUGUUUUGACUAUAGUCACAUUAAACCAGUAGAUAGGAUAGGUUCGUUAGGUUGCUUCAGAUGCCCGAAGGGCUGUGCCCAGAAAUAGAAACUGUCGACUCAGGGAACGAGUCAAAGAUUUUCACGUUCCACAAUAUGCCUAGGAUUUUCACGAUAUGCCUGAUCUUACGAUCGGCCGCCGACAUAUCCAUAGCAAGCGGGUUAAUUGCGUCUAUGGGGCAAUAGGAAAAGCAACUGUCAAUUUGAUUAUCUUUGGGAAAAAAUGUACCAUCGUCUAGAGCGCCAUCUACGCUUACUUUUUGUUUUUACCGGCCUUCCCCAUCCCAUAGGUCCAUAGCACUAAUCAGACAUACAAGUCUCAGCUUAGGUACUGUGUUCACAUUCUUGAUUUGUUUUUGAUAUGACAUGAGCGAUUAUAUCAUACCACUCAUAUUAUGAAUACCACUCUAGUGUUUUUUCAAACCAAAUUGUGUUGAAUUUUCUUGUACUUACACAGGUAUAUAAGAAAUAUAAUUAAGUAGGUUUAGUAGUAAAUACACAAAUAAGUUAUAUGUAAGUAUGGUGCUUAUGAAGUGCCUAUAUCCUCGCGUAUAGCAAUAUAAAUAUAUAUAUCUAAAAUAUUAAGAUGUAUUGAUAGUAGAAGAGAUGUAGUCUAAAACAAAACGUUCACCUAAUAAUUUGACAGCUGUAGGGCUAAGAUGAUCGAGUUUUUUAUCAUCUGUCAUCAUGCCUGUCACGUUCUACCCAAUAUGUAAGUGCGAAAGUGGCGCAUGACAUGACAAAUGAUAAAGAUGCGAUGAUACCGCCGCUGAAAGCGUGAUAGCGCGGUCCUGUGCCAUAUGUUUUGUGUUCACUAGUGUGUCAAACGUAAGCGUUUGUUAACUCAAUUUACCACAUAAUGUAGGCUGUAGGGAGCCUAACAAAUUUAUUAUAGACUUUGCACAUGUUAUAUAAUAUACGAAAACGCAUCUUUCCUUACUUUCUUUUUUUGAACGUCUGGCGGUCUAAGGGUUAAAAAAUAGUGACUAAUAAUAAUAAGAAGUGAUUAAUUAAGUUUCUUUGUUAGUAGCCCAGUAUUGACGAAUGAUUUAUUUUAUUUGACGUAUUGUUGUAACUUCAGAACCGGGUCAUUUUGAAAAUCGAAAAUAGGUAUUAGCUAAAUUAGAAGCACAUGAUCCUCUAAAAACACCUAGACGACUGUAAUAGUACAUUAUGAUACAAGUGAGCUACGUUGGUCAUUACACACGACACGAGGCGAUAUUGUGCGCGCGAGCUGUAAGCGAGCGCGCAAUAAGAAAGCCGAUGUGUGUAAUGACCAAUGCACACGCGUUUAAUACGACGUUUUUCAAUACACUUGCGAGGAAAAAAAGAAAACUUUCAUAUUAAUCAAAUUUUAAUUGUUAAAACAGUAAAAGUCUUGCAUCUGUCAUACUGCCGGCCGCCCCUCGCCCAGGCCGCGGGGGGCGCCGGCGCCCGCCAGUCCGCGUGGUAAAAUCUACUCGACAAAUUUAAGAAGGCUCCGUUUCCAUACAUAUUAUAAGCAAUCAGUUACCUUCUUGACUCAGUCGGAUUAUCAUUCAUUUAUCUAACAAGUUCUAUAAUAUAAUGAAAAAGAACGCGUGUUUAAUAUCUAGGAUUAUGAGCCUAAAAGCGGUUCAAUAACUUGCAUGUUACGAGCAAGUGUGUUGUAUCUCAAGUGUUGCCAACGUAUGAAGUGCUCCGAUUUUCGAUAUUACCCCGUUUUCGAUGUUAACCCAAUGCACGUUACCUGUGCUUUUUCUGACUUCGCAUUUAUCUUUCUUUACUUUAAUUGUUUCGUCCGUAAUAUCCGUAAUGUUAUAUCAGUAAUCAUUAUUGUUACAGUCGUGUUUAGAAAAAACGCAUAGAAAUAUGUACCUAUUCCAUUAUUAGGUGUAUUUCACCUGAUAAAAAAAACGACAUUUGAGUCUGACUGAAUUAACCCUUAAAUGCAUGAUUUUAUAUUUUUGGUUGGAAAAAAUGUUUUUAAUAAAUAAUGUUUAAAUUUUUUCUGUUGAAUCUGUGAGCUGCAGCUGUCCAAUGCUUUGUAUACAUUUGGCAACAAUAUGCAUUUAAGGGUUAACAUUUUGGCCGCCACGUCUUUUUCAUUGAUUGAGGGAUGUGAUGUGAGGAGGGUCUACCGCGAACGUCGAAAAUCGAAAUUUCGUUAUCUGCCUCUAUCGCUCUUGCAUAUUUAAGCGGUAGAGGCAGAUAAUUAAAUUUCGAUGUUCACGGUAGGCCCUAAAAAGGUACAUUUUUAAUUUUAAACAGUACCGUUGUUGGGUACCUAUUGCUAUUUAGUUUAUGAAUGUUUUUGUUUUGUAAGGGUGCAAUGACCUACGUUCCUAUGAUAACUAUAAUGACUGAUGAUUGUAAUAAAUGAUUAACCACCGA